This is a messenger RNA of Suncus etruscus (white-toothed pygmy shrew), 960 nucleotides long. Its product is annotated as olfactory receptor 5A2-like. The transcript has a single exon. Lineage: Eukaryota; Metazoa; Chordata; Mammalia; Eulipotyphla; Soricidae. Gene Ontology annotation, cellular component: membrane. Gene Ontology annotation, molecular function: G protein-coupled receptor activity; olfactory receptor activity; odorant binding. Gene Ontology annotation, biological process: G protein-coupled receptor signaling pathway; sensory perception of smell. The coding region runs from base 1 to 960 and encodes 319 amino acids. The record is from RefSeq and is a predicted model, not a curated record.
AUGGCUAUAGGAAAGAAUCACACCAGCAUGACCAAAUUCAUCCUUCUGGGACUUUCAGAUCAACCUCAGAUGAAGAUGUUCUUGUUUGUUUUAUUUCUGUGUUUCUACCUCCUGACCUUAACCUGGAAUCUGAGCCUCAUUGUUCUGAUCAGGUUGGACUCACACUUACACACACCCAUGUACUUUUUCCUUAGCAACCUAUCCUUCGUCGACAUUUGUUAUGUGUCCUCCACGAUCCCUAACAUGCUCUUUAAUAUCAUCACUGAGCAGAAAACGAUUUCCUUUAUUGGUUGUGCCAUACAGUACUUUGUCUUUUGUGGAAUGGGCCUGACUGAGUGCUUUCUCUUGUCAGCCAUGGCCUAUGACCGGUAUGCGGCCAUCUGCAAACCAUUGCUCUACACGACCCUCAUAUCACACACACUCUGUUUAAAGAUGCUGUUUGGAGCCUACGUGGGUGGGUUCCUUAGUUCUUUUAUUGAAACCUUCUCUGUUUAUUAUCAUGAUUUCUGUGGGCCCAACAGGAUCAACCACUACUUCUGUGAUCUUCAUCCAGUCCUGAUUCUGUCAUGCUCUGAUACCUUCAUCAGUCAGGUGAUGAACUUCCUUGUGGACGUUGUUGUAGGAAUGAUAUCUGCCCUUGUGAUCCUCAUCUCCUAUGGGUUUAUUGUGACUGCUGUCCUGAAGAUCAAAUCUGCUGAUAGCAGGAGCAAGGCCUUCAGCACCUGUACCUCUCACCUCACUGCUGUGACACUCUUCUAUGGUUCUGGGCUCUUCAUGUACAUGCGACCUAAUUCCACUGCCUCCCUAAAUCGGGACAAGGUGGCAUCCUUAUUUUAUGCGCUGAUUAUCCCUAUGAUGAAUCCUCUUAUUUACAGUCUGAGGAAUAAGGAGAUUAAAAAUGCCAUAAGGAAAAUGAUGGCAAGGGAUCAUAUGCUUUCUCAUGGACGUUUGUUUUUCUGA